Molecule: messenger RNA, 1818 nt
Organism: Mandrillus leucophaeus (drill)
Lineage: Eukaryota; Metazoa; Chordata; Mammalia; Primates; Cercopithecidae
Product: complement C1r subcomponent-like
Biological process (GO): complement activation; zymogen activation
Cellular component (GO): blood microparticle; extracellular region
Molecular function (GO): serine-type endopeptidase activity
Source: RefSeq, a predicted model, not a curated record
AUGUCGGUGAGGUCCAGAGUGGGCAGAGAGGAGGAGGAUGCCCAGCAGUGGCUCUUGUACCUCCUGGCCUCAACCCUAUUCCACAGGCCAAGAAAUCCCAUUCUCAUCCCUCAGAGGUUAUUUGGGGAGGUGACUUCCCCUCUGUUUCCCAAGCCUUGCCCCAACAGCUUUGAAACAAACACUGUGAUCACAGUCCCCACAGGAUACAGGGUGAAGCUCGUCUUCCAGCACUUUGACCUGGAGCCUUCUGAAGGCUGCUCCUAUGACUACGUUGAGGUAGGGGCAGGACGGGCGGCAGAGGGGAGACAAAACGGGACCCUCUGGGAUCUGGGAUCUCCUGGAGGCUACUUCUGUUCCUGCCGUCCAGGCUAUGAGCUUCAGAAGGACAGGUAUUCCUGCCAGGUUGAGUGCAGCAGCGAGCUGUACACGGAGGCAUCGGGCUACAUCUCCAGCCUGGAGUACCCCCGGUCCUACCCCGCUGACCUGCGCUGCAACUACAGCAUCCGGGUAGAGUGGGGCCUCACCCCGCACCUCAAGUUCGUGGAGCCUUUUGAAAUUGAUGACCACCAGCAAGUACACUGCCCCUAUGACCAGCUACAGAUCUAUGCCAACGGGAAGAACAUUGGCGAGUUCUGUGGGAAGCAAGCCCCCCCCGACCUUGACACCAGCAGCAAUGCUGUGGAUCUGCUGUUCUUCACAGAUGAGUCGGGGGACAGCUGGGGCUGGAGGCUGCGCUACACCACCGAGAUUAUCAAGUGUCCCCAGCCCAAGACCCUAGACGAGUUCACCGUCAUCCAGAACCUGCAGCCUCAGUACCAAUUCCGUGACUACUUCAUUGCUACCUGCAAGCUAGGCUACCAGCUCAUAGAGGGGAACCAGGUGCUGCACUCCUUCACAGCUGUCUGCCAGGAUGAUGGCACAUGGCAUCGUGCCAUGCCCAGAUGCAACAUCAAGGACUGUGGGCAGCCCCGAAAUCUGCCUUAUUACACCACCACAAUGGGGGUGAACACCUACAAGGCCUGUAUCCAGUACUACUGCCACGAGCCAUAUUACAAGAUGCAGACCAGGGCUGGCAGCAGGGAGUCUGAGCAGGGGCUGUACACCUGCACAGCACAGGGCAUUUGGAAGAAUGAACAGAAGGAAGGGAAGAUUUCUCGGUGCUUGCCAGUGUGUGGGAAGCCCAUGAACCCCAUGGAACAGAGGCAGCGCAUCAUCAGAGGGCAAAAAGCCAAGAUGGGCAACUUCCCCUGGCAGGUGUUCACCAACAUCCACGGGAACAGGGGCGGGACCCUGCUGGGCGACUGCUGGAUCCUCACGGCUGCCCACACCCUGUAUCCCAAGGAACACGAUGCACAAAGCAAUGUCCCCUUGGAUGUGUUCCUGGGCCACAUAAAUGUGGAAGAGCUCAUGAAGCUGGCAAGUCACCCCAUCCGCAGGGUCAGCAUCCACCCGGACUACCGUCAGGAUGAGUCCCACAAUUUUGAGGGGGACAUCGCCCUGCUGGAGCUGGAAAAUAGUGUCACCCUGGGUCCCAACCUCCUCCCCAUCUGCCUCCCUGACAACGAGACCUUCUAUGACCUGGGCUUGAUGGGCUACAUCAGUGGCUUUGGGGUCAUGGAGGAGAAGAUUGCUCAUGACCUCAGGUUUGUCCGUCUGCCCGUAGCUAAUCGAGAGGACUGUGAGACCUGGCUCCGGGGAAAGAAUAGGAUGGAUGUGUUCUCUCAAAACAUGUUCUGUGCUGGGCACCCGUCUCUAAAGCAGGAUGCCUGCCAGGGGGAUAGUGGGGGCGUUUUUUUUGCCAACAUCCUGCAUUUAUGA